This is a messenger RNA of Anopheles maculipalpis, 979 nucleotides long. Its product is annotated as aldo-keto reductase family 1 member B1-like. Lineage: Eukaryota; Metazoa; Arthropoda; Insecta; Diptera; Culicidae. The transcript has 3 exons. Gene Ontology annotation, cellular component: cytosol. Gene Ontology annotation, molecular function: aldose reductase (NADPH) activity. The record is from RefSeq and is a predicted model, not a curated record. Bases 1 to 969 code for a protein of 322 amino acids.
AUGCCAGCAAGAAUUCCACAUGUGUUCUUCAAAAAUGGUGCCUCCGUACCGGUGUUAGGCCUCGGCACAUGGAACUCACCACCGGGACAGGUUACUCAAGCGGUGAGAGAUGCGAUCCUCGUCGGCUAUCGACACAUCGACUGUGCUCAUGUGUACGAGAACGAGCACGAAGUAGGCGCUGGUAUUGCUGCCAAAAUCGAUAAAGGAUACGUCAAGCGUGAAGAUCUAUUCGUGACGAGCAAACUGUGGAAUACGUUUCACCGGCCUGACCUAGUGCAAAGCGCACUGAAAGUGACGCUUCGCAAUCUUAACCUCAAAUAUCUCGACCUGUACCUUAUCCAUUGGCCGCAAGCCUAUCGCGAAGGUGAUGAACUGUUUCCAUUGCGACCAGAUGGAAAGCGUGUUCAUUUUUCGGACGUUGACUACGUCAAUACUUGGCCCGAGAUGGAACGACUGGUAGAUGCGGGCCUCGUGCGCAAUAUAGGGCUUUCCAAUUUUAACGUCAAGCAAGUGCAGCGUAUCCUGGAUGUGGCUAGGAUCGCUCCCGUAACCAAUCAAAUCGAAUGCCACCCUUACUUACAUCAGGACGAGCUGAGGGAGUUCUGCAACGAGCAGGAAAUCAUCAUAACGGCUUACAGUCCACUCGGAUCACCGGCACGGCCCUGGGCGAAGCAGGAUGACCCUAUCCUGAUGCAGGAUCCCAUGGUGAAAAAGCUUGCCAAGAAACACUCCAAAUCGCCUGCCCAGAUCCUGAUACGCUAUCAGAUUCAGCUGGGAAAUUUAGUUAUACCGAAAUCGGUCAGCAAACAGCGCAUCGCUGCCAAUGCAGAUGUUUUCGAUUUUGAGCUGGGCGUGGACGAUAUGAUACAACUAGCAGCACUGGAGCGGAGUGGACGCAUCUGUCCGGAGUCCUUCAGCUUCGGCCAUCCUCACCAUCCUUUUGAAGAAGAAUUCCGUAAAGGUCGUUAGUUAUAUAUAU